Molecule: messenger RNA, 4253 nt
Organism: Diachasmimorpha longicaudata
Lineage: Eukaryota; Metazoa; Arthropoda; Insecta; Hymenoptera; Braconidae
Gene: Mim
Product: missing-in-metastasis
Exons: 8
Coding region: 829-3594 (921 amino acids)
Biological process (GO): plasma membrane organization; cell projection assembly
Cellular component (GO): actin cytoskeleton; cytoplasmic side of plasma membrane
Molecular function (GO): actin binding; phospholipid binding
Source: RefSeq, a predicted model, not a curated record
AUGAGUACAUUGACACGCAAAUGGCAAUAUUCAAGUACAAAAUGGUGGGGGGUCAUGUGUAAUACAGUGGAUAGAGACGAGUGAAAUAGUCCAUAUUGUACACACGAGCGUGAAGAAAAAAAAAUGGCGGGGAUAGAGAGGAAAGGAGGGUGGUUGUAAUGGUAGACACUGAAGAAUUGUCUCGGCUUACAGGGUAGUGGGGAAAGUAGGUCCAUUUGGGGAUAACAGAGAGUGGGGGUAAACCUUCCAAACUGUUCUUUGGCUGCAGGCAGUGUACCAGCAGUACCUCUGUCAUUUGUGAUUGGAUCUGACGUAUAAUUCGUUUGUGACUCCCUUCAUUCCCCCCCGCACUUUUUCAUCGAGCGAGUGUUCAAACAGGGUACAUGUGAUUUGUUAACCAAUUUGACAGGAUUCAGAUUAUAAUUGCGAAUGGAGGUGAGAAAUUAACUGGGUUUCAUGGAAGAGACGAGAAACAACGGUUCGUACGGUGUGUGAAUACGGAAGGGAACGCGCCAGUGUUGACGGGAGGCGUCUAACCGUCUCAUUCAGUUUGACGAAUUUAACAUCGACGAGGGGAACAAAACAGAGCGUAAAAUCAGCCAUGCUCUUCAAAGCUGGUGCGAGGGAUUUCCUGCGUUAUUUUACGGCAUGAAGUGUCCCAGGAAUACACUGUCUCCUCGAUUUUCCUGAACAACUUCAUAACGCAGUGCGAUGCAUUCGAAGGACGAAUGAGUUUAUUCGAGGGGGAGACAGAUCAUUGAUAAGUGGUGAUAGAGGGGCUUGAGGAUACACGAAAUUUUGACAGAAGAGAAGAAAAUAUUCAGGAAGAUGGACGCCAAUGUAGAGAGAGAGUGCAGCGCCCUGGGCGGACUUUUCAAUCAAAUCAUUGCUGAUAUGAAGAAUGGAACACCUCUGUGGGAAGACUUAAUAUCGAAGGCAACAAAACUUCAUGCUUGUCUGAGAGCAGCUAUUCUAGCAGUAUCAGCCUAUCUCGAAGCCUUCCAGAAGAUUGCUGAUGCUGCGACCAACGCCAAAGGUGCAACGAAAGAAAUUGGUACUGCCUUGACUAGGAUAUGUCUGCGUCAUAAGGCUGUUGAAACGAGGAUGAAAUCAUUCACAUGCGCAAUUAUGGAAAGACUGGUGAUGCCCCUCCAAGAGAAACUAGAAGACUGGAAAAAAACCCUAAUAAAUCUGGAUAAAGAGCAUGCUAAAGAGUACAAAAGAGCCAAAUCCGAGUUGAAGAAGCGUUCAACCGACACAUUAAGACUGCAAAAGAAAAAGGCAAGGAAGGGCAUUGUCCAAAGCCACGGCCACAGCCAAACCGCUACCCUCCAAACCCAGGGCAAUCGUAUCGAUGAUUCUGAAUUAAACCGAUUACUCGAGUCAUCGGAGGCUAGUGUUCACGAGAAACGCUUGAGUUUGGAAGAGACCGAGCGUAAAGCAGUGCGGGCUGCACUCUUGGAAGAGCGUGGACGUUUCUGUCAGUUCGCCAAAUUUCUGAGACCGGUGCUAGAUGAAGAAAUAUCCAUGCUGAUGGAGCUGACGCAUCUGCAAGAGGUUUCUGAUCAGCUGGAGCGACACGCAGCAUCACCCCACGAUUUACCAGCAGCUUCUGAACAGGUUAUUACGGAUUUAAAGGGGAGAGAAAUGACACAGUGGGCACUAGCAACGCCACCAUCAAGCCCAUCGUUAUCACUUGGGUCUAGAAAAAGUUCAAUGUGCUCGAUAAGUUCGUUGAACAGUAGCUCAAGUGGUUCAUGCAAAAAUCAUCCAAAUUCAUGCACCCAUCAGUGGCACAGAUCAAUGUCCCAGCCAAUUGGUACGAGACCCUUCAGCAUCGCAGAUACGGGGACAACGACACUUAGACACUUGUCGAGUGGAUGUUCACGUGAUUCUGGAUUUACUUCACAGGAUACACUUUAUAGGCAACCUAUUUCUGAGCAUCAGGUUUCCAAUGUGUCUUCCCACAGUAAUCAAAGUAAUUGCCCAACGAAAUCUUCGACGAAUGCGACUUGGCCCGAUCUUCAAGAGACAGCGACUCUUGAAAGACAAGUUCAGCCGUCAGCAGUCAACGAGAGACCUCAUACAAUCUCCUCAGCAUACGAAAAAGGACAUCAGCGACCUGCACUCAGUGUUUAUACAUUCCAAGCACCCGAUCCUGGAUGCUGCCAUAGUCAGCCAGCAUCGCCAGUCUCAUCACCGCCCUCGAAUCCCCAGUUAGCACGUGUACAAAUGCGCAAAAACAGUGCUGGAAAUCUAAGGCCACCGAUCCCGAGCAGAUGCUCUAGUUUAGAAAGACCUGCCACUACGGGAGGAAAAAAUGAGGGGACUCCGACUAAUCGGGGGAAACCGAAGCUACCAUUACCCGCACAUUUAAUGAAAGGAAAUCAUCAACAGCAGCCCAUGUACGUAAAUAUGCACGAAUUGGCGAAUCUAGCUGCCAAUCGUGCUCAAGAGAUGCAAAUUCCAGCGGCUGCACCUAUAACCUCUGGCUCGACAGUUAGAGGACAAACGGCAAGCAGCAACAAUAAUGAAAAGACUGACACCGCAGCACCUGAAAAGGAAACAGGCAGCACAACGCCCGAAUCGAGUUUGGAAUCAAGCAGUGGUUACAGUAGUCAAUCAACACUGCCGACCUUCCAAGCCGUCCCAAGUCUCUGUGAGACUCCUGUUGCCCCUGGUAGCUCAUGCACAAUGCCGCGAAGAGGCUCUAUUCAACAAGCUAGACCACCGCCACCAGCACGUAGGACGUCAACAAUUAUUAGUGGUCAUUACUCGAGUACAACUGGAUCAAUGAUUGGAGCAAGUGGUGGAUUACUUGCUGCUACUGUUCUCGUUGCUGGGGAACAGCGUACAGAUACUACCAGUACGUGCGAUGAGACUGAAAAUCUCCCACCACCGCCUGCAUUUCUUCUGGAGGGGAACUCACCCGCCCCCAGCCCCACUCCACAGCGAUCGAUAUCUGUCUCGGAGACUGUCCGAACGCUGACAGAGCUUCGCCACACACCAGCCAGUCCCUCAUUUCUUCGAAAAGCAGCAAAUCAACCGCCAGCACAGCCCCAAGGAUCGUUCAACCAAAUAACCCACUCUACAUUCAUUGAACGUUCAAGUUCAUCUCGAAGAGUAUCAACUACAAGUAUGGAAUCAUCAUCAUCAGUAUCGUCUGGCCAAUAUCAAGGCCCAGGUGGUGUAGGCCAAGGUUUUAUGGCAGUGCUAAGUUCAAAAUUGAUAAAUACGAAUUUGAAUGUCAAUUCAAGUAGCAGUCCUAAAUCAACGCGAAAACAUAUCAAUGUAGAAACUAGCCAGGGCUCCAGAACGCCAGUUGGAUUUUUAGAGACAUUAAAUGCUAAAUUAGCAGCCCAACAGCAACAGGCCCAACAAGGUCAACAGCACUCGCCUCAAAUACUGCAGAUUCAGCAAGGGAGAUCAAAUACUACAAAUAGAUCAGCGAGCGUCAGACGAAUAAUGGCCAACAGAGUGCCGAUAAUUGAUCCUCAUCAAGUCCGCAGUUCACUUAUGGAUCAAAUAAGGCGAGGCACUUCAUUGCGCACGAGUGGCCCUAUAAACGAUCGCUCAGCACCACAAAUCUAUUAAAGAAAUUAGUUUAAAAGCUCUGUAGAGUCCCUCAUCAACAAAAGCUGAUCCUAGUUUCUAUUAUAGAGAUCAAUUCAAUUUACAACAUCGAUUUUUCUUUUUCAAUUGUUUUCCUUCAUCUUUGAAUUUCAUUCCGCUUGAUGCAUUCAUCAUAUUCCGCUCUGAAACUGCCAGAUCUUAUCUUCCUUUAUUUUUAUACAGGAUAUUUUCUUUGCUUUUAAGUUAUUGAAUUAUUUUUACGAUUUUGGAUGCAUGGGAGAGCAAUUCCAAUCCCAACGGAAUCCUCACGAGAUGCCUUACUCGUUCAGAGUAUCAACGAAUCAUCAUAAAAAUUCUCGUAAUCUCGCGUCGUUAAAAAAAAUAUUGCAAUUCAUUUUUCUGAUUGAGUUGAUUUUUGCAUCAUCGUGCGGAGAUAAUUGACAAUAUUAAAGGCGGAAAUGGAUGAUUAGUAAUAAUAUCGAUAACUCCAAUGUCCCCUUUACCAGUAUAAUGAAUUGGCAUCUCUCAUACAUCCAUAAAUAGCUUUUGUUGAAUCGGAGAUUUUCACGUCGUAUAUUCAAAGUUUAUUCAUGAGAGUGAAAAGCGUAUCGAUAUUCGGUGUUGAUUCAAUUGAUGUAUUCAAAAAAGAAAAUGAGAAUAAAAAUACUGAUAUAUCUUUU